Marchantia polymorpha subsp. ruderalis is the source of this 2408-nucleotide messenger RNA. NCBI's taxonomy places the organism in Eukaryota, Viridiplantae, Streptophyta, Marchantiopsida, Marchantiales, Marchantiaceae. The record is from the annotation of a GenBank genome assembly.
GAGCCAAACGCUCUGCGCUUCCCCCACCCCCGCCCAUUCAAGUAGACGCCGCUCUCGUCCCGUUUAGGCCUAUUCCACCGGACUGGGCUCGCAUCCUCUCCUUCGCUCGAUCCCCUCCCCUCCCCACCUCUGGGCCAAAACCACAAAGCCUUCAGACCCUCCGCCCUCAGACUUCGCUGCUCCACCUCCACUACUACAUCGCUCUCGUCGACCUCGUCCUCGCAUUCCGCUCGCUUCCAAUCCUUUAGGGCUCGAGCCCUCCCAUCCUGGAGGGACUUCCUGUACUCUCCUCUCUCUUCUUUGCCAAGCGCCACCUUUUUCUCCCGUGUACUUGCGACCUCCUCCUCGCAUUCAGCCUCCGGACGUUCUGUUCUCUUCUUCACGCCUUGCGCCUCGUGUCUUUCGUAAAUUCUCUCCGACCGACCAGCGCGGUGUUUGCUUAUCCGUCUUUCCCGACUCUCUCUCGCAGGCUCUUGUUUAGAAUCUGACUGCUCGUCAUUUGCGGUUUGCGCUUCUGGCCCCGGAGCGUCGUCGUACACAGCUUAUGCUCCGUGCAAAUCUGUGGUGAAAUCUGGAGAAGAUCUGCACCCGAAUUUUCUCGCUUAAUUGUCCGUCGGGCUGCUGUGGGUCGAGCGCAGCGAGUAGUGCGUCCUCUGUAGAGCUGUACCGGGCGGAAAAUGUGCUCCACGAUUCACAUUGAUUUGUGAUAUAUAAAGUCAGCGUUGUGCGGGCUUGCGGCUGUAAUUGUGUGAUUGGAGCCUCUGAGAUUGGCAACGUUGAGAGUCUUCAGGAGAAGAGGCGGACCCGAAGACAUCAAUUUGCUGAUUUCGUCGACAAUGCCGCCAUAUGCUAGCGAGUCGUUGGGAAAGGAGUCGCACGACCUGUUUCUGAACAUAAUGCCGAGAUCGGUGGAUGGAGCGAUUAUCGUCGGAGCAGGACCCUCAGGAAUGGCCACUGCCGCAUGUCUCAAGGAGAAGGGCGUGCCCAGCAUCGUCCUCGAGAAGGCCGAAUGCAUAGGGUCCCUCUGGAAGCACAAGACGUACGAUCGCCUACACCUGCACAUUCCAAAGGAGUUCUGUGAGCUGCCGCUCAUGCCUUUUCCUGCGUCGUACCCGACAUAUCCGAACAGGCAACAGUUUCUGGAUUACCUAGAGGAAUACGCCAGACAUUUUGACAUCCAGCCUCAUUUUAAUGAAAGUGUGCAAAGUGCCCAUUACGACGAAAGCUCGCAGUUGUGGCGCGUGAAUACUCAGACGACGGGGAAGUCGUCCUGCAACAAAAUUGAGGAGUAUACGGCCCGGUGGCUAAUUGUGGCGUCCGGGGAGAAUGCUGAGAUCGUCACUCCAAAGCUCCCUGGCAUGAAAGAUUACCAAGGCGAUCUGCUGCAUUCCAGCAAGUACAAGAAUGGUUCAGAAUACGUCGGGAAGAAAGUGCUCGUUGUGGGAUGUGGAAAUUCGGGGAUGGAAAUUGCCUUGGAUCUCGCCAACUUCAGCGCGAAGCCAUCUCUUGUGGUUCGUGGCCCGGUCCAUGUUCUCCCACGAGAGAUUUUUGGCACGUCAACCUUCUCAGUAGCAGUGAAGCUGAUGAGGACCUUUCCAGUUUGGUUGACGGACUGGUUAUUGGUCUUUUAUACUUGGUUGACUUUGGGCAAUGUGGCGAACUACGGAUUCAAUAGACCGAAAGAAGGCCCAAUGGAGCUGAAAGACAAGGUCGGGAAAACUCCGAUACUGGACGUGGGCACGCUGAAUAAGAUCAAAAGCGGUCACAUUAAGGUUGUACCACGGGUUGUGUCAUUAACGAGUUCAGGCGUUCGGUUCGAAAAUGGUUUAACGGACUCGUACGAUGCAGUGAUUCUUGCAACGGGAUAUCGGAGUAACGUACCGAGAUGGCUCAAGGGUGAGGAGAAGUUUUUCGCCGAUGAUGGCUUCCCCAAGCGACCGACAACGAAUGGCUGGAAGGGUGAGCACGGACUUUACGCCGUAGGACUCACACGGAAGGGUCUAUUAGGAGCUUCCAUGGACGCCAGGAAUAUCGCCGAGGAUAUUAGGAAAGCAUACGACACACGAAAUCUUGUGUCCAGAGCUUCCGAGAUUUUGUAGAGAUACAUGUUUAGAAUUUUCGUCUUAAUCUAGCGUUACGGUAGCUAGCAGGACUUUUCCUCAUACUAGAGUAGCCGAUAUAGCGAGGAGAUUGCCGCCCGAAAGUUUUGUCAUACGAGAUAGUUAGUCACCCAUGAGGCCUCGUAGGAAUACGAAGACGACAUGCCCUCUGUACAUUACAAUUUUUUGGCAUGUGGUCUGCCAACCACCUUCAUCGAAAACAAUAAAAGAGAUAAGGACACGAAUAUCAUUACGCCGAAAUUGCAGUCACUGUAAGGAGGUUUUCUUCGGAAGUGAAGUUAUAUUUCG